UCGAUUUAUUUUCGGUAUAGAGCUCAGAAAUGAUAGCACUCGCAUGUCGCAUCUAAAAUUAAAAAAUAGAUAGCGGUGUGGAAUGGUAAUGGUAAAAGUCAAAAAGUGCUGCUCUUGUUCAUAGUUCAUCGAAUUUAGCAAAAAUCAAUUAAAUAAAAAUUUUUGUUAUCUGAUCUGAAUUGGUACGGUUCUGGUUCUGAUUCUAAUUCUGGUGCGGUUGAAGUUCAAUCAAAUAAGUUAAAUUAUAGAUUUAAGAAGUGUCGUAGUUAUUCGCCUCGUCGGAUAAAAUGAGUUCAAACAUGAAAUUCACUUCUCGUAUACUGAGCUCGCAGCAAUUGAAAAAGCUGUCCGAGCAUAAAUACUCCUGCUCAAGUACGAGUCUCCUUGAUCCGCUGUUGCAACCCUGGUGGAAUUGGUUGGUGUCAAAAACUCCACUUUGGCUGGCGCCAAAUUUAAUAACUAUUAUUGGAUUAAUUAUAAAUAUUUUAACAACAUUGGUACUAAUAUCAUACAGUCCCGAUGGCACAUCACCUCCACCUCGAUGGACAUGCCUGUUAUGCGCCUUCGGUUUGUUUGUCUAUCAAAGUCUGGAUUCAAUCGAUGGCAAACAAGCCCGUCGCACGAAUACAUCGUCUCCCUUGGGUGAACUGUUCGAUCAUGGUUGCGACUCGAUAUCAACGAUAUUCGUAGCCUUAUCAGCGUGUAUAUCGUGUCAAUUAGGUCAUUUUCCAAAUUGGUUAUUCUUCCAGUGUUUUUGUGCCAUAACGCUUUUCUAUUGUGCCCAUUGGCAGACCUAUGUAUCAGGAACACUUAGAUUUGGCCGAAUCGACGUAACCGAAGCCCAAAUCACUAUUAUGGGAAUUCAUGUAGUUUCAGCUAUAUUUGGUCCAGAAAUAUGGAUUGCUAAGAUACCACUUGUUGGCUGUAAUUGGAAUUAUAUAAUCCUUCUGGGUAUAACGUUUUGUUAUAUUUUGAAUGCAUUUGCAUUUUCGAAAAUGUUCAUUGAAGGCGGAAGCGGGAAAAACGGUUCAUCUGUUGCUGGCACCAGUGUCCUGUCACCGAGCAUACCACUUUCGUUGGUGGUUUUGCCCGCUUUUAUAAUUGCACAAAAAUCACCACAAAGCAUCUUCGAACAACAUUCGUCCUUAUAUAUUCUAGCCUUUGGAAUGGUUGCAGCUAAAGUUACUAAUAAACUUGUGAUAGCUCACAUGACGAAAAGCGAAAUGGAGUACCUGGAUUGGUCACAAUUGGGGCCUGCGUUGUUAUUCCUGAACCAAUACUUCAACUGCGUGGUGCCAGAAAUUUGGCUUCUUUGGUUUACACUAAUUUGGGGAACACAAGAUCUAUUGCGCUAUUGUUCGCAGGUCUGCCUUGAGAUUUGUGAUCAUCUUCACAUUCAACUUUUUAAAAUACCUUACCCACCUAAAGGGCCAUCUACAGUAAGUCAAGGCACAAACCCACCAACAACGAGCCUAAGUAUGGGAUCAGGAGCAGCCCAUGACAAAAACGGUGGAAGCCACCAUCGAAAACAUGCCAAGCAGUCGAGUAAAAAGCAGCUACAACAUAGCAGCAGCGUAGCUCACUAGGGUCUAUUAGCAGUAUAUUAAUAUUAUUAUUUAAAUAGAAAUUUAAUAAUAGUUGGAUAUAAUUGUUCUUUUAUUCACCCUUCAAACUAAUUCUUUCUUUUUUUUCCCUUUUUUCAAUUGUUAUCAUAAAUCCUUAUAUGAUACAGAGUUCUACUACCUUUUUCAAACUAACAACACCUUCCUUCAGCCAACCUGUUAUCUUUUGACUUCCUUGUACAUCAUCAAGACCCAGAGUGUUAUUUUGUUUUUAAGAUGAUUUGUAUGUGUGUUAAAUAGAAUCAAUAAAUAUUAGAAUAUAGAAAUAAAGUAAUAAAUUGAUUGAUGUGUGUACAAUUAAAUAAACAAAAAAAAUAUAUAUAUAAAAAGAAAAACAGAAUAGCCAAGAGGUUUGCUUUUUAGAGAAGCUUAAAACAUAGAACAUUUGCUAAGCGAAUUAUCAUCUAUAGAAUACCUAGUUCUUUGAAUUCAGUUCUUAUUUUCUUUGAACAUAUGAUUUGGAAAAAUAAUAACAAACAUGAUAUGUAUAAUUUUUAAAGAAUUAUAAAGGAAAAUAUGAAUACAAAAUAAAAACAAUUGUAGUGUAAUGUCUGUUAUGUAAUACAUAAUCAAUAAUCAUUGUUCCUUUUUAUUUCAAAAAUAUCAAAUUGUGAAUUUCUAUUUUUUCUUUGUAUUUAUAUAAAUUAUGUUGCAAACAAAAACUGAAACUU
This is a messenger RNA of Eupeodes corollae, 2293 nucleotides long. RefSeq names its product cholinephosphotransferase 1 (gene bbc). The transcript has 8 exons. Gene Ontology annotation, cellular component: endoplasmic reticulum membrane; Golgi apparatus. Lineage: Eukaryota; Metazoa; Arthropoda; Insecta; Diptera; Syrphidae. Gene Ontology annotation, molecular function: diacylglycerol cholinephosphotransferase activity; ethanolaminephosphotransferase activity. Gene Ontology annotation, biological process: phosphatidylethanolamine biosynthetic process. The record is from RefSeq and is a predicted model, not a curated record. Bases 288 to 1586 code for a protein of 432 amino acids.